Messenger RNA from Sinocyclocheilus rhinocerous, 1509 nucleotides. RefSeq names its product solute carrier family 25 member 32a (gene slc25a32a). Bases 224 to 1135 code for a protein of 303 amino acids. Gene Ontology annotation, biological process: nucleotide transport; transmembrane transport. The transcript has 6 exons. The record is from RefSeq and is a predicted model, not a curated record. NCBI's taxonomy places the organism in Eukaryota, Metazoa, Chordata, Actinopteri, Cypriniformes, Cyprinidae.
AUUUACCUUCUUCCUCAGUGGAGAGGAGAAGAAGUCAGACGAACGGCGGCGAGCAGAAAAAUGGCCCAGCGGUGGCUGCUGAAUUUAAUAGAGGCCUUGGUUACUUGAUGUUUUUUUUUUUUUUAAACAAAAAACAGGAUUAGUGUGCCGCUGUCUGCACUCACGAAGUGUAUUUUACUGCCUCUUGCCGCUCAGGGAGUCCGUCUCUAGUACGUAAACAAACAUGACCGCUACCGUUUCCAGGCAGAGACACGCCGCAGUCGCUGCAGACUCCUCUGGCUCUUCUUUUUCCGUUACUGCAAGCCUCAUGCGACUCUCUAAACACAUCAAAUAUGAAAAUCUGGCAGCCGGACUCAGUGGGGGUGUUAUUUCCACAAUGGUGUUGCACCCCCUGGAUCUGAUCAAAAUCAGGUUUGCAGUAAGUGAUGGUCUGAAAAUGCGACCCCAGUACGAUGGCAUGGUGCACUGCAUGAAGACCAUCUGGAAGCUGGAAGGGAUUAGAGGUCUCUAUCAGGGUGUGACCCCCAACAUCUGGGGGGCCGGGGCAUCGUGGGGCCUGUACUUCCUCUUUUAUAAUGCUAUUAAAGCGUACACACGGGAGGGACGGCAAACAGAGCUGAGUGCUGGCGAACACCUGGUGUCUGCAGCGGAGGCAGGCAUGCUGACGCUUUGCCUCACCAACCCAGUCUGGGUGACAAAGACCCGGCUGGUGCUGCAGUACAAUGCAGACCCUUCACGGAAGCAGUACAAGGGAAUGAUGGACGCCCUCGUGAAAAUAUACCGUCACGAGGGUAUCCCGGGACUAUACAGGGUACAUCUACAGAUUUUAAAUUUCUCUCCGUCCCGUCUGUCUCUGCUUCAGUCUCCAUUGGAAUACAUCACCAUGGCAGCCAUUUCCAAAAUAUUUGCUGUAGCAGUGACCUACCCGUACCAGGUGGUGCGCGCUCGCCUGCAGGACCAGCACAACAACUACAGCGGCAUCGUGGACGUCAUCCGGAGGACGUGGAGCAACGAGGGGAUCGAGGGCUUUUACAAAGGCAUGGUCCCGAACCUGGUGCGAGUCAUUCCAGCGUGCUGCAUCACCUUUUUGGUGUUCGAAAAUGUGUCACGCUUACUUUUGGGCGAGUAUCACUAAAGCUUCAGGUACGCACACACCAAACGCAACGACGGACCAACUCAACGCAAUAUACCAGGAUGUGUGUGUGUGUGUGUGUGUGUGUGUCAGAGACGAACAGGAAUACCAAACAUUUCCUGUUUAACUCUGAAACUGGACGUGCAGACAAAACUAGCAUUUAGCGUCUGCACUGAAUGAAAAGAAGAAAAUACAGGUGCAUUUAUAUAUAUAUACGUAUAUGAGAUUGUUGUAUUGUUGAGUUUAUUGAGAGAGUAUCCAUGUUGUCUUGAAUAUUCAACCACAAAAAGAUUUUUCAAGUCAUUUCAAGAUUUGAAUUGACAAUGACAAGAACGGCUCGUGGAAAAGUGGAUUCAAGCCAUCCUGUGACAAUGCAA